This is a messenger RNA of Symsagittifera roscoffensis, 1555 nucleotides long. RefSeq names its product zinc metalloproteinase-disintegrin-like. The record is from RefSeq and is a predicted model, not a curated record. Gene Ontology annotation, molecular function: metalloendopeptidase activity. Gene Ontology annotation, biological process: membrane protein ectodomain proteolysis. Lineage: Eukaryota; Metazoa; Xenacoelomorpha; Acoela; Convolutidae.
CUAACUGGGUGUGGGACAACACUGGCGUGGCUUCAAUGACGGCAUCAACAUUAGCACACGAAGUCGGUCACAAUUUGGGACUGAGCCACAACUUUAGUAUACUUGACCUGCUCUCGGGCAUGUUGAGCAAUGGCACCUGUUUCUGCUCUGGUUUGGAUUCUUGUCUUAUGGAUCCCUAUGUCAGUUCAGUUCCCCCGGAAGCGAUCACUGAGUGUCAGCAACAAAAUAUCAGAGAGUUCAUUACAAAAGGUUCGGAUAAUUGUUACGAAAAGCAAAGUGGAGGAGUGCAUUUAUCGCUAUCCACCUCUGUGAUAAUAAAUUCGGUGUAUGACAGGAAUUUAGACGGCCCUUCAUUCUGUCUGCUUAACGAGCCUGUGAAGAACAUAGAGGCUGCUUACUGUGGCGACUACAUAGUCAACCAGGCCUCGGAGGAGUGCGACUGUGGGGAUCCAGAGACAUGCGAGGAUCCCUGUUGCAACUCCAGGAGAUGCACGUUAAAACAGGGGGCUCUCUGCUCCACAAUGAGCCUGUGCUGUGAUCAGCUGUGUGGUCUGAGAUCGGAAGGCGAAGUUUGCAGAGGAGUUCGCAGUUCUUGUGACGUUGCAGAGUACUGCGAUGGACUGAGCUCGGAAUGUCCGACUGACGAAUUCGUCCGAAGUGGAUCCGAAUGUGACGUCGUCCCAGGAAGUGUCGGACAUUGUUUCUUCGGCGAAUGCAUUUCCGAAAGGCAACAGUGCAACCGGAAAAUGAGCCGACUGUCCUACGAGGAAGCAGUAGAGUGGCACAAUAGCACACUGGAGGCUUGUUGGGAUCUGAAUCUGGGAGGAACAGAGGCUGCCAACUGUGGAAGGGACUACGCUGGAACAACUGGAGGAGAGUAUCUGCAAUGCAAUGAAACCAAUAAACGGUGUGGGAACUUGCAGUGCUCUUCAUCACAUUCAAUAUUUGAUGAAUUUGACUACAUAGAGGCCCAAUAUGGACCAGACUAUGAUUACCUUGUCAACAACUUCAAAGAUUCCUUCAUCGGAGGCGCAGUUGAAACUGAGAUCGGUGUUUUUACUUAUUGUUACUCAAUUGGAGAAAGAAGUUUUUGGUCGGCUCUUGAUGCUACAGAGUUGUACCAUUACGUGAGAGAUGGAACUUGGUGUGACCAAGAGAGUUUCUGUUUCAAUAAGGAGUGUCUUCAUAUCUCAAUGUAUCCAGGGAUCACAGAGUGUCCUUUCAACUGUUUCGGACGUGGAAACUGCAAUGGUACGAACCAAUGCGAGUGUGACGAGGGAUUCGACACACCUCACUGCGAAUCACUGGCUCCUUCAGCCUCUCAUUUCGGAGCAAUGGCAACCAUCGCCAUGCUCUGGCUGGGACGCUGCAUUCUGGAAUGAUAACUUGAACUUAUUUGUUGAUAUAUCGAACCCCUUUUAGAUUUACUUAUUUCAAAUUUCAAUUGAUUUGGACAUAUCCCCCAUUUAUGCUAAACAAAUGAUGUUUCUUAUUCCAUGAUGGUCGUUUCUCGUGGAGUAAGAUGGGUAUUGCUUAAACUGCAGACUGGAAUGUA